AUGGCGAUGAGACCAUUCUUCUUCAUCUUCUCUCUAUUUCUUCUGUUUCCGUCCCCUUCAGUCUCAGAUUCAGCUACUCAGUUUUGUAGUGCCGGGAUCAGCGGGAAUGAUGUGGCAUCUUGUGGUGUUCCAUCUCCAUCGACGAGGAUUUUGAUCAAAGGAGGCACAGUUGUGAAUGCACACCAUCAACAAGUUGCUGAUGUCUAUGUGGAAGAUGGGGUCAUUGUCGCAGUGCAGCCAAACAUUAAGGUUGGGGAUGAAGUCACUGUACUCGAUGCUACCGGAAAGUUUGUUAUGCCAGGAGGGAUUGAUCCCCACACGCACUUGGCAAUGGAAUUUAUGGGUACUGAGACCAUUGAUGAUUUCUUCACUGGUCAGGCAGCAGCAUUAGCUGGUGGAACCACUAUGCAUAUAGACUUUGUUAUACCGGUUAACGGCGAUCUUGUGGCCGGUUUCGAAGCCUAUCAACACAAAUCCAAGAAAUCUUGCAUGGAUUACGGUUUUCAUGUGGCUAUCACAAAGUGGGACGAAGGUGUUUCCAGGGACAUGGAGAAAUUAGUCAAGGAAAAGGGUAUCAACUCUUUUAAAUUCUUCAUGGCGUAUAAAGGAUCUCUUAUGGUCACUGAUGACCUUCUCCUGGAAGGUCUGAAAAGAUGUAAAUCACUCGGUGCCUUGGCUAUGGUUCACGCUGAAAAUGGAGAUGCAGUGUUCGAAGGACAGAACAGAAUGAUUGAGCUGGGCAUUACAGGUCCAGAGGGUCAUGCUCUUUCAAGGCCUCCUGUGCUUGAGGGAGAAGCCACUUCUCGGGCGAUACGUUUGGCUCGGUUUGUGAACACGCCUCUCUAUGUUGUCCAUGUGAUGAGUGUUGAUGCGAUGGAUGAGAUUGCUAAAGCUAGAAAAUCAGGGCAGAAGGUUAUUGGAGAGCCUGUUGUGUCUGGACUAAUCCUCGAUGAUCACUGGCUUUGGGAUCCUGACUUCUCAAUUGCAUCCAAGUAUGUGAUGAGUCCACCUAUAAGAUCAGUAGGACAUGGGAAAGCCCUACAAGAAGCCCUUUCUACAGGAAUCCUUCAGCUUGUAGGAACUGAUCACUGCACUUUCAAUUCAACACAAAAAGCUCUAGGACUUGAUGAUUUCCGCAAAAUACCUAAUGGUGUUAAUGGCCUUGAAGAACGGAUGCACCUAAUAUGGGACACGAUGGUGGGGACUGGCCAAAUCUCUGCCACUGAUUUUGUUCGAAUAACCAGCACCGAAUGUGCAAGAAUUUUCAACAUAUAUCCACGGAAAGGAGCUAUCCUUGCUGGCUCGGAUGCAGACAUUAUAAUACUAAAUCCAAACUCAACCUACGAGAUUAGCUCAAAGUCUCAUCAUUCAAGAUCCGACACAAACGUUUAUGAAGGAAGAAGAGGAAAGGGGAAAGUUGAGGUGACAAUAGCAGGAGGAAGAAUCGUAUGGGAAAACGAUGAGCUUAAAGUUGUUCCAGGAAGUGGCAAGUACAUAGAGAUGCCUCCUUUCAGUUACCUUUUCAAUGGCAUUGAGAAAUCUGAUGCUAAUUAUCUUUCUUCUCUUCGAGCUCCUGUUAAGCGUCUCAGAUAUCAACCUACAUCAUAA
This is a messenger RNA of Microthlaspi erraticum, 1608 nucleotides long. Lineage: Eukaryota; Viridiplantae; Streptophyta; Magnoliopsida; Brassicales; Brassicaceae. The record is from the annotation of a GenBank genome assembly.